Linnemannia hyalina is the source of this 732-nucleotide messenger RNA. Lineage: Eukaryota; Fungi; Mortierellomycota; Mortierellomycetes; Mortierellales; Mortierellaceae. The record is from the annotation of a GenBank genome assembly.
AUGCUCUUUGGUUCCUUUCGGUCACUUAAGGGCAAGCCGGCGGUCGUCGUACCGUCUUUGACCUUUUUGUUUAUGACGGAGUUUGUGGGAUACUCGCAUAAUGCCGACAUCCCUCUCAAUGAUCCCGACACCAAGACGCCUUGGCUGAUUCUCAUCUACCGACGUCGCUGCCAAAGGAGGUUGUUGAUUCGUACCGUAUGGCGGCGCUCCGUUCGAGAUCAGGCAUGCCGUCGUCGUCGUCAUCAAUCUCCAUUUCUGUUCUUAUUCAACGCCUGGAGUUGGGGUGGUUCGACACAAACCCAUGUCAUAUCCAUCACAUCCCGUGCGCAACAUAUUGUGGUGGAGGAUGAGAAUGACUUUGGAUCUAUCUCUGGUCAAUUGGAGUCUCGUGGUGUGCUUGGCAAGCGUCCACUCCCUGGAGAGGUCGAUGCCAUGCAUAAUCCAUAUGAGCUGCAGGAGUUUGAUCAGGAACUUCGGUAUCUGGCCGAGGAUUACACUACCACGAAAAAGACAAAACGUGCUGAGCGAGAGCGAUCAAACUCGCUCGAUCUGAUGGAGAACCGUCAAGCCGACAACCUUUUCUCAACGGCCAUAGCGCAACAAGCGCACUCGGAUAUUUAUCUACCCUCGUCAGGGAUCCGUUCGCAGGACACCGGCAUAAACGUCAAGUCGGACCAGUACUUUGAUCUGAACGAGGAGAACCAGCCGCCGUCGUCCACAACAGGAUCGUGA